AUGUCGAUAUCCACUUCGGCCAGCGGAGCCAUGCUGCCCACGCUCGUGGCGGUGAGCAUUGCCUCGCUCACCAUCGGCUACUUUGCUGGCAUGGGCCGCUCGCUCGUCUCGUACAACGCCAACUCGCGCCGCAUCCUCCAAGACGACGACUCGUCCGACGACGACGACCUCGACGACGCCAAUGUCAGCAGCACCGAAGAGUGCAAGAUGAUCCUUGCCGUCCGUAUGGACCUCAAGAUGGAAAAGGGCAAGAUCGCCGCUCAGUGCGGUCAUGCUACGCUCGCGGUGUACAAGCUCGCACGGAGGAUCACGCCGGCGUUUGUCAAGCAGUGGGAGACGCUUGGACAGGCCAAAGUCGCCGUCAAGUGCCCCGACGAACCCACAAUGCUCGAACUCGAAAGCAAGGCCAAGGAACUUGGCAUCGCUGCCAGAUCCAUCAUCGAUGCAGGGCGGACGCAGAUCGCACCUAACUCGCGCACCGUGCUCGGCCUUGGCCCGGCACCCGUCUCGCUCAUGAACCAGCUCACGGGCCAUCUCAAGCUGCUCUGA
This is a messenger RNA of Moesziomyces antarcticus, 549 nucleotides long. Its product is annotated as PTH2 family peptidyl-tRNA hydrolase. The transcript has 2 exons. The record is from RefSeq and is a predicted model, not a curated record. Bases 1 to 549 code for a protein of 182 amino acids. Gene Ontology annotation, cellular component: mitochondrion; cytosol. Lineage: Eukaryota; Fungi; Basidiomycota; Ustilaginomycetes; Ustilaginales; Ustilaginaceae. Gene Ontology annotation, molecular function: peptidyl-tRNA hydrolase activity.